UUGAGAGCACAUUAUCUGUAUACCUAAAGCCUUCACAAGCCUUCACCCAUGCCAGGCAAAAAAAAGUCCCACCACAGUUAUUACAAUGAAGCCAGUUCUCAUCCCUCUCUACCUUUCUGUGUUUCAGUACAUCAUCGUCCAACUGGUGGCCGGUCAGUCGCCACCUAUAUACACUCCUACUGAUAAUAUCACCCUUAACUGUGGCUCAUCCGGUCACAAUGUCAGUGACUAUGAUUCUCGAAAUUGGACUGGAGAUAUCAACUCAAAGCUUUCCCCUAUAGAAGUUGGUCGCGCAUCCCAAGCUUUGAAAGCACUACCAUCGUCCUCCUCGAGAGGUACCGUACGCCACAGCCAAGUACCGUACCCCACAGCAAGGCUUUCUUACUCGGAAUUCACUUAUCGAUUUCCCGUCAGUCCGGGCCAGAAGUUCAUUCGCUUAUACUUCUACCCAGCUUCAUACAGCGCCGAGUUCUCCCUCUCCGUGUCUCUUUUCUCUGUCAAAGUCGGUGUCUUCACUCUUCUCAAAGACUUUAACGCUUCUGCAAAUGCCGAUGCUGAUCGUUCUGAGACGGUGCUCAAAGAAUUUUGUACUAACGUUGAGCGAGAACAACAGAUCCUUAACAUCACAUUCACUCCCAGCAAAAAGGCAUAUGCUUUCAUCAACGGGAUUGAAAUAUGGUCGAUGCCAACAAAUCUUUAUUACUCUACUGCUAACUCUCUCAGCAGCAGAAACUCAUAUCCAGUCAAAAACAGCACAGCUCUACAGAUGCUAUACCGAAUCAACGUUGGCGGAAGCAUAGUUUCGCCCAAGGAAGACACCGGCUUGUACCGGACUUGGGAUGCCACAGACCUCCUUUAUUUGGAUGAUCAAAGUACAAGACUCAGUGUUCUUCAACAGAACAGGACUGUUGAACUCAAAUUUAUCAAAAUACCAGAGUACAUAGCCCCAAAAGUAGUUUACCAAACAGGUCGGUCAAUGGGGAUGAACAAAACCAUCAACGAGAAUUACAACCUCACCUGGUUAUUUCCGGUAGACUCUAACUUCUCCUACCUUAUUAGAUUGCAUUUUUGUGAGUUUGAGUCUGAAAUUACCAAGAGCGGAAACCGGACGUUUAUAAUUUACAUAGCCAAUCAAACUGCUGAACAAGGAGCAGACAUAAUUCAAUGGAGUGGUGGAAAUGGGAUACCGAUAUACAGAGACUACAUCUUGCUCAUGUCUGACCCUGGAAGCCAGAAGAGAGUUAACCUCUCUAUUGCGUUGCAAGUAUCCCCACUAGAUUGGUUGAGUACAUAUACCGAUGCAUUGAUGAAUGGGAUCGAAAUCUUCAAAUUAUUCAACCCAGAUGGCAAUAAUGUCCCUCUGAAACGCAACCCACCACCAGAGGAGACACCAAAACAGCAAACUUCACACUACAAGCUGACAACACAAGUACAAAUCAUCAUUGCUGCUGUUGUGUCCAGCAUACUUGUGUUUUUCGUCCUCGGAUUUUUGGUCAUCAAGCAACGAUGGAAAGCUAAGGACACUGACUCCAGCCACAGGAUAACGAGGUCAACCAUGAUCCCAGAGUCACCUUUACCUUCUUAUUUGUGUCGUUACUUUUCACUGGCAGAGAUCAAGGCUGCCACCAAAAACUUCAAUGAUACUUUCAUUAUUGGAGCUGGAGGAUUUGGCAACGUGUACAAAGGAUGUAUCGAAGGUGGAGUCACUCCAGUUGCAAUCAAAAGACUGAAACCAGAGUCAUCCCAGGGUGCCCACGAGUUUAAGACGGAAAUCGAGAUGCUCUCUCAACUUCGUCAUCGUCAUUUGGUUUCGCUCAUUGGAUAUUGUGCUGAUAAAGGUGAGAUGAUCUUAGUGUACGAGUAUAUGUCCCGUGGAACCCUUCGUGACCAUCUCUACCACAAUAAUAAACCACCUCUUUCUUGGAAGCAACGGCUUCAGAUUUGUAUUGGCACAGCCCGCGGGUUGCAAUACCUCCACAGUGGUGCGAAGGGCACCAUCAUACACCGUGAUGUGAAGAGCACAAACAUCUUAUUGGAUGACAAAUGGGUAGCCAAAGUUUCAGAUUUUGGGUUGUCCAAGGGCACGACUAACAUGUCCAAAACCCACAUCAGCACGGUGGUGAAAGGUAGUUUUGGGUAUCUGGACCCGGAGUACUACCGCCGACAACGUCUGACUGAGAAGUCAGACGUGUACUCACUUGGUGUAGUGUUGUUUGAGGUAUUGUGUGCAAGGCCAGCAGUGAUGCAGGCAGAAGAGCUGAAGCAGGUGAGCCUGGCUGAGUGGGCCAAGAGCUGUCAUCAGAAUGGGGAAAUUGAUCAAAUCAUUGAUCCAAGUUUAAGAGGUAAGAUCGCAGCCGAGUGCCUGAAUAAGUUCACCGAAAUAGCUAUCAGUUGCAUGCAUGACAAUGGAACAGAACGGCCAUCCAUGACUGAUGUUGUUAGGGGGCUUGAACUUGCAUUGCAGCUUCAGCAGUGUGCAGAAGGGAAUAUCAACUGCACUGAAGGGAUUGUUGAAACUGAACCAAGCAGUAAUGAGCAAAGACUUGCCACCAACGAUUCCAUUAAAUGUAUAUCAGCAACUAUCUUCUCUGAGAUUAACAACCCAAGUGGGAGAUGAUAAGCAUCAUUUCAAAGAAAUGAAAGCAAUCUGGACAGAAUCAUGAACAAGUUAGUGUAUUGCAUUAUAUAUUUGAACUGGAAGGAAAACCAAUAGAAUGCAAUAUUACUUGUGCCA
Rosa rugosa (rugosa rose) is the source of this 2734-nucleotide messenger RNA. Its product is annotated as receptor-like protein kinase FERONIA. Gene Ontology annotation, biological process: protein phosphorylation. Gene Ontology annotation, molecular function: ATP binding; protein kinase activity. Lineage: Eukaryota; Viridiplantae; Streptophyta; Magnoliopsida; Rosales; Rosaceae. The coding region runs from base 86 to 2617 and encodes 843 amino acids. The record is from RefSeq and is a predicted model, not a curated record. The transcript has a single exon.